AUGAUAUUCGUCCUUCGUAUGCCAUCCCCAAAUCCGACUGGAAACGAGACCGGACAGCGCCAAGCGCACGUCAAUCACAUUGUGCCCGCCCCGGCGCAGGCUGAAGCGGACCGUACCGCGCGAGCUCGCAAUGACUUCCGUUUGCAGUACGCGUUGGGGAUCAUCGCGCUAGCAGUACAAAUAAUCACGAGCGCUACGAACGCUGACGGACGGAACUCACCCGUGCUCGCCGUCGCAACUGUCCUCUCGAUCUGUGCCCUUGUCGCCGGCAUUGCUGCAACCAGCAUUCUCUUGAUCUCGGACCACGGCCGGGUCGUCGUGACAAACCUGCUGAACAUCGUCGGCAUGGUGUGUGUCCCCAUGUCGCUGCUAUUCCUGGUAUCCGCAUCCUCGUCGACCGCCGUGAUUAUCGUCGUCGGCGCGAUCUUCGGCCUCGGUUUCUUGUUCACGUCAUUGAUUAUGUGGCUCCAUAGUUUCUAG
Punctularia strigosozonata HHB-11173 SS5 is the source of this 480-nucleotide messenger RNA. RefSeq lists its product as uncharacterized. The transcript has 3 exons. Bases 1 to 480 code for a protein of 159 amino acids. The record is from RefSeq and is a predicted model, not a curated record. NCBI's taxonomy places the organism in Eukaryota, Fungi, Basidiomycota, Agaricomycetes, Corticiales, Punctulariaceae.